Pseudopipra pipra is the source of this 1576-nucleotide messenger RNA. It is a transcript of the gene KCTD18, whose product is annotated as potassium channel tetramerization domain containing 18. Bases 127 to 1422 code for a protein of 431 amino acids. Lineage: Eukaryota; Metazoa; Chordata; Aves; Passeriformes; Pipridae. Gene Ontology annotation, biological process: protein homooligomerization. The transcript is spliced from 7 exons. The record is from RefSeq and is a predicted model, not a curated record.
CUCGGCCCCAGCCCGGCCCUCCCCGGCGCCAUUUUGCGGAGCCGAGGCCCGUGAGGCGGCCCUGGCGCGGGAGGCGGCGGCGCAGGCUUGAACAGCUCGUAAUGAACAUCAUCAUUGGUGAAUGCAAUGGCAGAGGGCAAGGUUGAAGAUGUCCAGAGUGUUCUACGACUUAAUGUGCGAGGAUGUUUAUACACAGCCAGGCGGGAGUCUUUGUGCCGCUUUAAGGACUCAAUGCUGGCUUCUAUGUUUAGUGGACGCUUUCCUCUAAAAGUGGAUGAAUCAGGAGCUUGUCUAAUUGAUCGAGAUGGAGGCCUGUUUAAGUAUCUUUUGGAUUAUCUUCACGGAGAAGUUCGGAUUCCUGGAGAUGAACAAAUUCGAAUUGCACUGCAGGAAGAAGCAGAUUAUUUUGGAAUCCCUUAUCCAUACAGCCUGUCUGACCAUUUGGCCAAUGAAAUGGAGACAUAUUCUUCAAGGUCAAAUAUAGAGCUUAAAAAGGCUUUGUUAGAUUUCUGUGAUUCUUAUGAUUUAGUUUGUACCAAGCCCACAGUGUGGGUCCUGCACUAUCUCAACACAUCUGGAGCAAGCUGUGAAAGUACAAUUAUUGGUGUGUAUGCCACAAGAGCUGAUGGGACUGAUGCAAUUAAUAAGGUGCUAGGAACGAAAAUUCAUAGUAAAAGCAUGUACAAAAGAGAAGCUGGAAAUAAUGUCCAGUACAUCUGGAGCUAUUACUCAGUUGCUGAACUGAAAAAGAUGAUGGAUGCUUUCGAUGCCUGGGAAGGGAGAGGUGUCAGCUACUGGAGAGUGCCCCAGGAGCUGAUUGAAUGUUGGACUCUUGAAGAACGCCCUCUGAAAGGCAGUUUGCAUCAUAUGCCACCAGUUUAUAAAAGACGACUAAUCGACUAUACUGAAGAAGAAGACUGUUUGCCAUCUAAAGUGGGUCCCAAGCCAAUCAGGUUCUCAGGUCCCUCAACAAGUACCCACAUAAAAGUCAAGAAUUCAGCUUCACUAAAGGUCGCUGCUUGCAGUACUUCACGUUCUGCAGCAACUCUUAAACGACCCAGCAGUGAAAGGUUGACACUGCACAGAGAAGCUUCUGAAACCACAUCCACAACAUGCUCACUGGUGCCCAGCAAUCCCCAGGUGCCCUGUGGAAGGCAGGGUGCUGGCAGUGGGACACCAAGCCAAAUGACAUUCAAGGUUGCAGGGACUAAGAAGCCUGUAAACAACCGAGUUGUGAAGCUGAAACGAACUCCACUUUUUCUUGUGACACCAUCUCAGCCGCCUUCUUCUGUAUCCAGUAAAACAAGUGAACAGGACAGUGCUGCUGGUGAAAUUCCUGCUACUUCUGUGGUACUGAACAAGAAAGAACCAGCUGUAUUAGCAGAAAGUAUUACACUUAAGAAUGAUAAAGUGGAUGGAUAAUGUUUGACUUCAGCCUGAUAGACCAGACAGCUUUGCAUCAUCUGGUCAAAGAAGAGAUCAUCAUCUCGUGUGGUCAUUUAUCAAAGAUUAGGUGUAAAAUGGUGAUGAAAUUCAUGAAAAGCAUAGGAAGAAAUUGUUUUAAGUGAGCAUUGAA